Molecule: messenger RNA, 1768 nt
Organism: Temnothorax curvispinosus
Lineage: Eukaryota; Metazoa; Arthropoda; Insecta; Hymenoptera; Formicidae
Product: pre-mRNA-splicing factor 38B
Exons: 6
Coding region: 335-1435 (366 amino acids)
Cellular component (GO): precatalytic spliceosome
Source: RefSeq, a predicted model, not a curated record
ACAGUAAAACCGGAUGUGUACGUUUGCCCAUCAUACGUAAUAGAGAGCUACGAUUUCUGACGGUUUCUCAUACUUUUUUUGCCUCUCGGAAGAGUUGCAGUUAUUGGUUUUUAGUUUUUACGGAUUAGAUAUUCCGGAGAAAUCGUCGCAUAUCAAAGGUCUUCCUCGUGAGUUGAUCCAGAGAGAAGGUUUCAAGUUUCAAACGGUUCGGAGUUCGAAGCUGACUGCUGAGAGUGCUGAACGGGUGGUUGGUGGUUUAUUCGUUCUCGUCCUCGACGCGACCGAUGUGGAGUGUGGAGGCUCCACGCGAGUCUCCCCGACAAAUCGCUCGAAAAUGCAAGUGCAGGAGGCCGAAGGCGCGGAUGGAUCCCCGUGGAAUAACUCGAGUGGCUGCGAUGAGGAACGUAGACCAGCUCAAAAGGAGGGUAAAAAGUCAAAUGUGUUGCCACUUUGGGGCAAUGAGAGGACUAUGAAUUUGAAUCCUUUGAUCCUCACCAAUAUACAGUCGUCACAUUAUUUCAAGGUGAAUCUGUAUGAACUCAAAACUUAUCAUGAGGUGAUCGAUGAGAUCUAUUAUAAGGUCUCUCACCUUGAACCAUGGGAGAAAGGCAGCAGGAAGACUGCGGGCCAAACCGGCAUGUGUGGAGGCGUACGAGGUGUGGGAGCUGGCGGAAUUGUUUCCACGGCAUAUUGUCUACUGUACAAACUCUUCACGCUGAGGCUAACCAGGAAGCAACUGAAUGGGCUCAUUAAUCAUCCGGACUCACCCUACAUACGCGCUUUAGGAUUUAUGUAUAUUAGAUACACACAGCCACCGGCAGACUUGUUCAGCUGGUACAGCGACUAUCUGGAGGACGAAGAGGAAUUAGAUGUGAAGGCGGGCGGCGGGCAAAUGAUGAAAAUGGGCGACAUUCUCAAACAAUUCCUCACCAAACUCGAGUGGUUCUCCACGUUGUUUCCACGGAUACCAGUACCGAUUCAAAAGGAUUUGGAGCUGCGAUUGGCCGAGCGUUUUCCGCAGCAGCAGGUGAAUGCGCGAAACGCUAAACCGCCGAUUACUCUUAAUAGCCACGGCAAGUACGGCAAUAAAGAUGGCCGUAAGGAUAAUGGUAAUUUGACCGCGCGUAACCAGCAACCCCGACAUAUCCCCGACAACGAGGCUCAGUGGGGUGAGGCCGAGCGUAUGAGCCAGUGGCGUGCCAGAACCGACGAGGAUCGUAAGGACAAGAAUAGAGAGCGCGAUCGAGAGCGCGAGAGGUUGCGGGAGCGUGACAGAGAAAGAGCUCGCGAACGUGAGAGAGACAGGCACGGUAGAAGGUCUAGCAGUCGUGAUAGAAAUAGAAGACAGAGGGAUUAUAAAAGUCGCAGCAGAGACAGGUCACACAGAGAUCGGAGCAGGGAUCGCAAUCGCGACAGAGACCGACAUCACAGGUAAGGACAGAAGAGGCUCGCCGUAUGACUACGCCGCAGAGUUAGUACGCGAGCGCGAGAGGCAACGAAGGGAAAGAGAAUAAGAGACGAUUACACAUUGUGUACAUAUUUAAUUAUUUCUACGAACUAAUAUGUAACUAUGAGCAUUAAGGAAAAAAGCGACAGUAGCUGCCGAGCCAAGUCACCAUCACCACCACUACAAUCACUAUCUCUCAUCAGCAUGUGCAUUAAGUACGUUCACAGGGGAAUGUUUUCCGAGGUGGAAAUAAGUGGAAUUAAGUUUAAUGUGUAACAUGUAGUUUACAUGUUUUUAUAAAAUAAACUCGUCACUGUCACU